Molecule: messenger RNA, 1423 nt
Organism: Paramuricea clavata
Lineage: Eukaryota; Metazoa; Cnidaria; Anthozoa; Malacalcyonacea; Plexauridae
Source: the annotation of a GenBank genome assembly
AUGAGUGAAGAAGCAACAAAGAAACGUAAGAUUCGGGGAGGACAUAGAACCUCAACUAAGAGAACAAUAAAUGCUUCAUCAACAAUUCUUGACGAUUUUGAUCCUUCAAAUAAACAACUUACCGACAGGGAAAGUUGACAGGGUGGGUUAGGUAAAAAGGGCCCACAGUAAUUGGCAUAUGCUGUUGUGGUGACCCUGCCCUAGUUGGCAAAGUUAAAUAAAUAAAUAAGUUAUUGCAACAAAAGAUUACAUUAAAGGAAAAACUAGACAUUCUGCAAAAUUUAGACAAUGAUAUACUAGCUAUUACUGAGGAGAAAGAUAUUGAAAAGGAGAUUGAAGAAAGUGAUCUUUUAAGAGAGAGAAUACAUGCUACAAUUGUCAGAAUUGAUUCUGUAGUGAUAAAGCUACCAAAAUUGAGUUUAAAGAAGUUUAAGGGAGAUAUUAAGGAGUGGACUCCAUUUUGGGACAGUUAUACUUCAGCUAUUCAUGACAAUCCUGACCUAAGUGAUAUUGAUAAAUUUAACUAUUUGAACUCCCUACUUGAAUCAAAGGCAGCAGAAGCAAUUGCUGGGUUAAAGAUUACAUCAGCAAACUAUCAGGAAGCAGUUGACGUGUUAAACCAGAGAUUUGGCGACAAGCAACAGAUUAUUAAUUCGCAUAUGGACAGCCUUCUUCAACUACCUGCAGUAACAAGCCUUCAUGAUGUUCAAAGUAUUAGACAGUUUUACAAUAAGGUUGAAUCGCAUAUCAGAGGUCUCAAGUCUUUGGGAGUAGAGACCGCGACAUAUGGUAAUCUAAUGAUCUCAAUAUUGAUGCAACAGCUGCCACCGGGUUUACGUAUUAUUGUAACAAAGAAGAUGCAAGAGGAUGAAUGGUCUUUGGAUAAACUUAUGACAAUCUUUCGACAAGAAUUAGAGGCUAGAGAAAGAGCAAAUCUGCAGUGUUUACCUCCAUCAAAGUCCAGUUAUCAACGAAAUAAACCGGGAACAGCUGCUACUCUUUUCACGGGACUGCAUGACACUACCUGUUCUUAUUGUCAAGGAAAGCACUUAUCUGCAAACUGCAAGACAGUGACCAAUGUAGCUGCAAGGAGAGAUAUUCUGAAACGAAGUGGACGGUGUUUUGUAUGUUUAAGGAAAAACCAUAUUAGUAGGGAAUGCCAAUCGAACAUAAAAUGUUUUAAAUGUGGUAGACGACAUCAUGGAAGUCUGUGCAUGGGCGGCCAACCCCGACAACAACACCCUAAUCCUAAUUCUGACCCACCAACCAACCAGCAAGAACCUCGGCAUCCACGUCAGCCCGCAACAGAGACUGAGAAAGGGGACGAAACCGGAAUUGGUGGCAAGAACUUACCAGCACAACCGAACAGAGAAAGAGAUCAACAACAACAACAACAGCAGCAAGCUACUACAAGUCAAACCAU